Messenger RNA from Nicotiana tabacum (common tobacco), 556 nucleotides. NCBI's taxonomy places the organism in Eukaryota, Viridiplantae, Streptophyta, Magnoliopsida, Solanales, Solanaceae. The record is from RefSeq and is a predicted model, not a curated record.
UUAAUGACCCCUUUGUGAUGAAGGCCUGGGCAAAAACAUACCCGGAUAACAAACAUGUUAAAUUCCUUGCCGACGGAGCUGGAAAAUACACUCAUGCUCUCGGGCUUGAGCUAGACCUGUCUGAAAAGGGGCUUGGUGUUCGAUCUCGAAGGUAUGCUCUUUUGGUUGUGGACCUCAAGGUGAAAGCGGCCAACAUUGAAUCUGGAGGGGAGUUCACUGUCUCUGGUGCUGAUGAAAUCCUCAAGGCUCUUUAAGGUUCAUCACUGCCUUCCGUGUGUUUUUGGCUGUAUUUACCGAGCUUCUGGAAUGUAAUGCCAAUUAUAUUUUUGAAAUAUAAGUACUCGGUUCUAUUCCACAAUAUCACAGUUUGUAUGAAGAAUGCUUUAAUAUAGUAAUAAAAAACUUCUUGCUGCUCGGAUUACUUGCUCCACUGUGUGUUGGAGGCAAUUAAAUCCGCAAUGUAACAAAUUGGUCCAAGGUUGAGGUGGAAACAUGUUAAUACAUGUGUACACCACCCAAAUCUUUCGUAAUAAUAUAAUAAAAAUGUGGAAUAUCC